Molecule: messenger RNA, 2008 nt
Organism: Daphnia carinata
Lineage: Eukaryota; Metazoa; Arthropoda; Branchiopoda; Diplostraca; Daphniidae
Product: scoloptoxin SSD14-like
Exons: 10
Coding region: 13-1851 (612 amino acids)
Biological process (GO): glutathione catabolic process
Cellular component (GO): plasma membrane
Molecular function (GO): glutathione gamma-glutamate hydrolase
Source: RefSeq, a predicted model, not a curated record
GAAUCUAAGCCGAUGGCUUUUCAAGUAAGUGCCUUGCGGCUUUCAAAACAAGUGAAAUCAUUACCUCUUCUACCAGUGGCACCCCGUGCCAGUUCAGUUCGACAUUCGAUUCAAUCGAACAGCAGCGGUAGUCAGUCCGUCCCUGACCGCCGCGUGAAUAUGGCAUCACGCGCUGGAUACGAGCUGGCCUUCGCCGCGUCUCCGACGUCCACGCCGUCCCGACUGGGCCGGUACAAGAAGGUGGCCGUCAGCUGCGAUGGCGCUCAAUGUUCUAACGUCGCACGCGAAAUUUUACAGCAAGGUGGCAACGCUGUGGAUGCGGCUAUCGCCGCUCUUUUUUGUAACGCCGUCGUGAACCCGCAAAGUGCCGGCCUUGGAGGCGGAUGUCACAUGACGAUUUACGAUCCCCUCACGCGAACCGCCAAGUGCUUGGACGCUCGUGAAACAGCGCCUCUAGCGGCCACAGAGAACAUGUUCGAGGCCGAUCCAUCAUUAGCUAAAAAAGGCGGUUUGGCCGUUGCGGUUCCGGGUGAAUUGGCCGGAUAUUGGGCCGCCCAUGAGACGUACGGCCGAUUGCCCUGGUCUCAAUUGAUCCAGCCGGCCGUCAAAUUGGCCGAGAACGGAGUGCCCGUCAAUCGUCACCUCGCCGAAGUGUUGCGGUGCGGGGCCGAAUCGAUCCGGAAAGAACCUUCCAUGCGUUCUUACGUGGACGAAACGACCGGUAGAGUUCUACAAGUCGGGGACACGUUCAAAUUGCCUGCGCUGGCCGACACGUUGAAACAAGUCGGCCGCCACGGCAUCCAAGUCUUUUACGACGGACCCAUCGGCGACAAGAUGGUUGAAGACGUCCGCCUCAGGGGGGGCAUCCUCACCAAAGAAGAUCUUCGCCAAUACCGGGCCGAAUGGGUGGAGCCCGUCCAAGUGGAGUUGAAGAACAACUUGACACUUUACUCGCAUCCACCGCCCGGCUCGGGCGUCGUGACAGCCUACAUUAUGCGCCUUUUGGACGGCCAUGUUGGGUCGGGCGCAAUGGAUGGAGACAACCCCGUGACGUAUCAUCGCAUCGCAGAGGCCAUCAAACACGCCUUUGGCCAACGCACUAAAUUAAGCGAUCCCAGGUUUCAUCCGGAGGUCAACCAGUUGGCAGAAUUGCUGAUUUCAGAUUCGUUUGUUGAUGAGACUCGUUCGAAAAUGUGCGAUGCCUCUACGUGGGAUGAUCCGGCGUAUUACGGAGCGGCGUGUAACGCUCCGGAAGAUCAUGGGACGUCGCACGUGUCCAUCGUGGAUGAAACUGGAAUGGCCGUCGCUGUCACAUCGACCAUCAACCUGCAUUUUGGAGCUGGAUUCGCAUCCGCACAGACCGGUAUCAUCCUAAACAACGAAAUGGCGGAUUUCUCACUGUCCUGCUCGGAGAAUUGCUACGGUCUACCGCCUAAUUUCAUCAACAUGGUGAAACCGGGCAAACGGCCGUUAUCCUCCAUGACACCGACCAUCGUCGUCAACUCAUCCAGCGGACGUGUCCGUCUCGUCAUCGGUGCAGCCGGAGGCAUCCGCAUCACCACAUCCACCGUUUACGCUAUGAUUCGCAAUUUGUGGUUCGGCGAGGACAUCAAAGAGGCCAUCGACAGCCCGAGGUUCCACCACCAACUCUUCCCCAUGACGCUGAAUUACGAAGAGGGUUUCCCCAAGGAAAUGGUGAAGCAAUUGGCGAAUCGAGGCCAUCAAACGAGCCAGGAGAACACGCGGGGCGGGUCAGUUUAUGGCAUUUCCGUUGAACAAGAGGACGACGAUGAAUUUUACCUCUACGCCAACGCCGACUACCGUAAAGGUGGCGACGUAGCCGGUUUCUGAUGCGUAAUCGAACACCCAAAUGAAGAAUGACGACAUUCCUGUACGACGUUGCCGCCGAACAGAAUGAACGAUUCGUUUUUCUGAUUUCAAGUUUUUAUUUUAAAUUUAAAAAAAAACAAAUAAUCCCUUUCCAAAAAUUUGCGUUCCAUUUGUUUUU